Gordionus sp. m RMFG-2023 is the source of this 716-nucleotide messenger RNA. RefSeq lists its product as uncharacterized. The record is from RefSeq and is a predicted model, not a curated record. The coding region runs from base 114 to 461 and encodes 115 amino acids. The transcript is spliced from 3 exons. Lineage: Eukaryota; Metazoa; Nematomorpha; Gordioida; Chordodea; Parachordodidae.
UUCGGAUAACUUUAGCUACGAUAUUUGAUUAGCUAAUUAAAUUUUUAUAAAAAAAUUCUUAGGAUAUUAAGACCAAGGCCUUUUAAUAAAUAUAAUUAUUUUAAAAACCAUUAAUGCAGAAACCUCCACCAUAUGAUCAAGCUCCUCUAGGAUUUAUAACUCCAGCACAAAAUGUUCAAGUAUAUUCGCAACCACCUCAGGGUUAUUAUCAAAAUCAACCUAUGGGAGGACAAUAUUAUCCUCAGCAGCCAUAUAAUUAUGCUGGUGGACAAAUACCUUAUGGACAACCUCAAUAUUAUGGUGGUCAACCUGGAUGUCAACAACCUAUGAUGCCUGCAAAAAGAGGGAUUAGAGAUUGUUGGCUUUGGACUUUAUGUGCUACCUGCCUUUGUUGUUGCCUAUGCAAUGAUGGUUAUGAUUGUUGUGCAUGCUGUGAUGGUUUAGAUUCUUGCUGUUGUUGAUAUAUUUAAAUAGCUCCAUUAUAUACAUUUUUAACUCAACGAAUCAAAAAAUAACAAUUUUAUACAACAAAUUCCCACAUAUUGAGAUCCAUAUACUUUUCACUAUUUUAUUAUAUAUGCACUAUUUAAGAAAUUUAUGACAGAAUUUUUAAUAAAAAUAACUGACCAUGUCCUAUUAAUAUAUUUUCAUACUCUUUAAAUAUAUAUAUAUAACAGAAGCCUAAAUUUUUUAUUCCAUAUCCAAUUAAUCUCGCA